This is a messenger RNA of Paramecium tetraurelia, 1395 nucleotides long. RefSeq lists its product as uncharacterized. Gene Ontology annotation, molecular function: protein binding. The record is from RefSeq and is a predicted model, not a curated record. The transcript is spliced from 12 exons. Lineage: Eukaryota; Ciliophora; Oligohymenophorea; Peniculida; Parameciidae.
AUGAAGUCUAGAGAUAUGAAGAAGCUUUGGUAAAUUACGAUUCGGCAAUUUAGAAAUAUCCAGAAAAUUCUGAUUAUUAUUAUCGCAAAGGUAUAAUACAAUAUGAAUGAUUUGUUAGCUUAUACACUAGAUAGAAUGAGAAAGUUUUCAGAAGCUUUGGAAAAUUAUGAUUUAGCAAUUUAGGUAGAUCCAAAAUGUUCUGACUAUUAUUAUCACAAAGCUUUUACAUUACAUAAAAUGAAUAGAUUUGAAGAGGCUUUGAAAAUUUAUAUGUUAGCAAUUUAGAUAAAUCCAGAAAAUACCGACUAUUAUAAUCAUAAAGCUACUACAUUAUAUAAACUGAAUCGUUUUGAAGAAGCUUUGCAAAGUUAUGAUUCAGCAAUUUAGAAAAACCCAUAAAAUUCAAUGUAUUAUUUCAACAAAGCUAAUACUCUAGUUAAAUUGAGCAGAUUUGAAGAAGCUUUGAAAUUUUAUGAUUUAGCUAUUUCGAAAAACCCUGAAAAUUCUGAUUAUUAUAAUGGCAAAGCUUUGACAUUAGGGAAAAUGAAUCGUUAUAUAGAAGCUUUGCAAAAUUAAGAUUUAGCAAUUCAGAACGAUCAAUAAAAUUUAGUAUAUGAUAUUAAUAAAGCUAGUGCUCUAUAUGAAAUGAAAAAAUUCAAAGAAGCAUUAGAAUAUUUUGAUUCCGCAAUUAGGAAAAAUCCAGAAAUUUCUGAGCAUUAUUAUCGCAAAGCUUUUACUCUAGUUGAAUUGCGCAGAUUUGAAGAGGCUUUGAAAUUAUAUGAAUUAGCUAUUUCGAAAAACCCUGAAAAUUCUGAUUAUUAUGAUGGCAAAGCUACGACAUUAAAUAAAAUGAAGCAUUUUGAAGAAGCUAUACAAAAUUAUAAUACAGCAAUUUAGAUAAAUCCAGAAAAUUCAUAAUAUUAUAUUAACAAAGCGAUUCCUCUAGAAAGUUUGAACUUUACCGAUGAAGCUUUGGAAAAUUAUGAUUUAGCAAUUUAGAAAAAUCCAGAGAUUUCUGAAUUUUAUUAUCGCAAAGGUUUAACAUUAAAUAAAAUGAAAAGAUUUGAAGAGGCUUUAGAAUGUUAUGAUUCAGCAAUUUAGAAAAAUCCAGAAGAUUCACGUUAUUAUAACAGCAAAGGCAAUACUUUAGAUUAAAUGACACGAUUUGAAGAGGCAUUAGAAUGUUAUGAUUCAGCAAUUUAGAAAAAUCCAGAAGAUUCAAGUUAUUAAAUUAACAAAACUUAUACUCUAGAUAAAUUGGACGAAAUAGAAAAGAUUUUGAAAAUUCCGAAAAAUCUAGAUGAUCAAAAGAUGUAUAAUUACAAUUUCUAAGAAAUAAAAUCAAUGAUAAAUUUGACGAAUUAAUUGAAAUUAUUAUAUUAACAAACAUAUUGA